AUGGUACACUAUAACCCGCUCACCAAAGAGCCCUAUCUCCAACUCCCAGCACCAUGUGCAAACAUCAUCAUCACCCCACACCGUGAACACCAGAUCGAGGAGACAUCUGCUGUGAUGACCGAAAUUCUGAAUGAUUCACGCGUGUACCAUUGGCUACAAGGACCGCCUUACCCGUUCCUGCCUGAGCACGGCGUAGACUGGGUCAAAAUGAAAAUAGCAGAAUACAAAGAUAUCCUGUCUACUCUGCAGAAAGAACUCGAAACCCCAGAAAGCCAAUUGCAGGAGGAUAGUUCAAAUGGCCAAGAGCAACCAGUGUUCUUUGAUAAAUGCCCUUUCGUUUGCAUACGCGAAGUAACAGAAAGGGAUCCUACGACAGGCGCUCCGCUUCAAGAUGUCAUGAUCGGAGACUUUACACUGGCGCGGUAUGCUUUCUAUGAGUUGCGACCCGAUAGCUGGGAGCUUGCGCUGUUGCAGAAGUAUAAUAAUGAUUUGCCUGCGGGGCACAAGGAUAUCAUCUGGGGUAUAGGAUACUACCUUUCUCCAACUCAACACAGCCGAGGACUUAUGAGUGCUGCUGUUCGAACUGUCAUUCAAGACUGGGCUAUCCCUCGGAUGAACCUUCAUCGUCUUAAAGGUAGCUUUUAUGUUGGAAACAUAGGAAGUAUGAGAGUAUUUGAGAAGAACAACUUUGUGGAGGCUGGUAUCUUCAAGGAUUGGGCUCCGGCAACUCCACACAAGGGACGAGGAACGAUGUCGGUUGCUGUGGUGGAGUGGAAGGGGCCUUUAUAG
This is a messenger RNA of Penicillium concentricum, 789 nucleotides long. RefSeq names its product GNAT family N-acetyltransferase. Lineage: Eukaryota; Fungi; Ascomycota; Eurotiomycetes; Eurotiales; Aspergillaceae. The record is from RefSeq and is a predicted model, not a curated record. Gene Ontology annotation, molecular function: acyltransferase activity, transferring groups other than amino-acyl groups. The transcript is spliced from 2 exons. Bases 1 to 789 code for a protein of 262 amino acids.